Cicer arietinum (chickpea) is the source of this 622-nucleotide messenger RNA. The record is from RefSeq and is a predicted model, not a curated record. NCBI's taxonomy places the organism in Eukaryota, Viridiplantae, Streptophyta, Magnoliopsida, Fabales, Fabaceae.
AAUUAACAAAAUGGGUUCUUUGGCCAAAACAAAGAAGAAACCUCAUGUUGUGUGUGUUCCAUAUCCAGCACAAGGUCACAUAAACCCAAUGCUCAAACUAGCAAAACUUCUUCAUUUUAAAGCUGGUUUUCAUGUUACAUUUGUUAACACUGAAUACAUCCACAAACGUCUUCUCAAAUCUAGAGGUCGUAAUUCUCUAAAAGGUGUCUCAUCUUUUCGCUUUGAAACCAUUCCGGAUGGUCUACCUGAGUCCGAUGUGGAUGUUACACAUGAUUUUCCUUCCUUGUGUGACUCAACUAGAAAAACUUGCCUACCUCACUUUAAAAACCUUAUUUCAAAACUCAAUAAUGCUUUUGACACCCCUCCUGUUACAUGCAUAGUUUCUGAUGGUUGUAUGAGCUUUACUUUGGAUGCUGCACAAAAAUUUAACAUCCCUGAAGUCCUGUUUUGGACAACUAGUGCUUGUGGUUUUAUGUGCUACGUUCAAUAUCGUCAAUUCAUUGAAAAGGGCUUAAUACCACUCAAAGGUAAAUCGGUUGUUUUUGUUGGACGGAUGCAAAUACUCAUUUAUUGUUAGAUACAAAAAUGGAUUUAAUGGCCAUACACCAUUAAUAUAAAAAAA